Molecule: messenger RNA, 420 nt
Organism: Armigeres subalbatus
Lineage: Eukaryota; Metazoa; Arthropoda; Insecta; Diptera; Culicidae
Exons: 3
Coding region: 1-420 (139 amino acids)
Source: RefSeq, a predicted model, not a curated record
AUGAUGUUCAACAGUUCCAAGAUGCCUUCUGUCUACUCCUUCAGUUAUGGGUCCAGUAACGCUUCCUGGUCGCGAGUCGGUCUGAUUGUCGGACUUACGGACUCGGUGGAGGUGCGGCAAGGGAAGAAAAUAGCCCGCGAGAAGCGACAGAAGAUGGAAAAACAUUGUAAGUCGAUUAUCGUUUCCCGGAUCCACGACGAUCAGCUCGAGCACCUGCAAGGGAAAGCUACACCCAAGCAGAUGUGGGACGGGCUGGUGAAGAUUUUCGAGCGGAAGAGCGUAGCGAAACGAAUGCACCUGAACCGCCAGCUGCAUGAGCUGAAAUACACUUCCGGGCUGCUGCAGGAGCACUUCGUCAAAUUCGAUCGGAUGAUACGGAUCAUAUUCCGAAGGAGAACCGAAGAAAACUCGAAGGGAUGA